AAACAGAACUGACAGCCAGCCAAUCAUCAUUGAGGAAUUCACAACCUCCGACAACAUCGAGAUCAUUUUUCCGCAGACUUUAUUGAUUGAUUCAAACAACAUCUGUAAAACCACACCACCCCCUUUAACAGAUAGAACAGUAAAGAAUGCAAGAGCUUCGAAAAAUCUCAAACACUGUGCAUAGUCCAUAAAAAAAUCACAAAGUCGCUGGAUUUGGAUGUCGGUAUAGCGUGCACUAUACUUUGCCAUCAGUUUUGUCAUCUUUACCGGUCUCCGACUUCCUCUUUCCGUAAUAAGACACAAUGGCGUCUGGAACUCUGUACACGUACCCAGAGAAUUUCCGGGCUUACAAGGCCCUAAUUGCGGCCCAGUACUCCGGUGCUCAGCUGAAAAUCGCUGAGGACUUCGUUUUUGGGGAGACUAAUAAAUCUGAAGGGUUUCUGAAGAAGUUCCCACUGGGAAAGGUCCCAGCGUUUGAAUCAAAGGAUGGAAAAUACCUCACAGAGAGCAAUGCGAUUGCCUACUAUGUGGCAAAUGAGCAACUGCGUGGAAAGACUGAAGCUGAACGUGCUGAGGUGAUUCAGUGGCUGGGCUUUGCUGAUUCUGAGAUUCUUCCUGCGAGUUGUGCUUGGGUAUUUCCACUUUUGGGAAUAAUGCCGUCCAACAAACAGACCAUUGAACAUGCUAAAGAGGAUGUAGCAAAAGUCCUGACUGCCCUGAACGUCCACCUCCUACCCAAAACCUACUUAGUCGGUGAGCGUAUCACCCUUGCUGACAUCAGUGUGGCAAUGACCCUUCUCCACCUAUACCAGUAUGUUCUGGAGCCAAAACUUCGCCAGCCUUACCAGAACGUUAACAGAUGGUUCCAGACCAUUGUUAAUCAACCAGAAGCCAUAAAAAUCAUCGGAACAUUCAAAUUGGCUGACAAAACCCUAGAGUAUGAUCCCAAGAAAUUCGCCCAGUCACAGGGAAAGUCAAAGAAGGAGAAAGAGCCCAAGGAGAAGAAAGAAGCACCCAAGAAGGAAAAGAAGGAGGAGCCAGCUGAGGAGCUUGAUGCUGCUGAUGCUGCUCUCGCUGCGGAGCCUAAACCCAAGGAUCCCUUUGAUCUGUUACCCAAAGGUACCUUCAAUAUGGACGACUUCAAACGGUGCUACUCUAAUGAGGACGAGGCUGUAUCAGUUCCCUACUUUUGGGAGAAAUUUGACCCUGAGAACUACAGCAUCUGGUUCGGCGAGUACAAGUACAACGAUGAAUUGACCAAGACUUUCAUGUCUUGCAAUCUCAUCAGUGGUAUGUUCCAACGUCUUGACAAGAUGAGGAAAGCAGCAUUUGCCAGUGUCUGUCUAUUUGGAACUGACAAUGACAGCUCUAUUAGUGGUGUUUGGGUUUGGCGUGGACAAGAUCUUGCAUUCACAUUAAGCCCAGACUGGCAAGUCGAUUACGAUUGUUACAACUGGAAGAAACUUGACCCCAAGGACCCCCCAACAAAGGAACUUGUUGACAAAUACUUCAGCUGGACAGCCAGCGACAGCCAGGGGCGCAAGUUCAAGGAGGGCAAGAUUUUUAAAUAAAAUCCGUCAUACGCUUUACAAUAAGAGGGACAAAUCUUUAUUCAACGCGAAAUAAACAUUGAAAAAUAAUAUCAUCAAAUCACUCAUUUUUAUCGAUUAUGAACUUCUCUCCUCCUCGCCCCUCCCCCCUCCGCCAUUUUUUAUUGCUAAAUGAUGGAUUGUUAUUUUAAUUAAAAAUGAAAAUUUGAACAAGA
This is a messenger RNA of Diachasma alloeum, 1765 nucleotides long. It is a transcript of the gene eEF1gamma, whose product is annotated as elongation factor 1-gamma. Gene Ontology annotation, molecular function: translation elongation factor activity. The record is from RefSeq and is a predicted model, not a curated record. Gene Ontology annotation, cellular component: cytoplasm; nucleus. The transcript has 7 exons. Lineage: Eukaryota; Metazoa; Arthropoda; Insecta; Hymenoptera; Braconidae. Bases 303 to 1571 code for a protein of 422 amino acids. Gene Ontology annotation, biological process: translational elongation.